UCGGCUCUCUCUCUGCCGUCGCUGCGACGGCCGACUCAUAAGCACCGCGAGCGUCCUAUCGUGCCAGCUCCCGAGACAUUUCGUCCGCCAUCGCGCAGGCAGAUAUCAUCGGAUAAGCGACAGGAUAACAGUGCUACUCCGCACGGCUUUAUCGCUCCCACCAGUGGCAGCAGACCCGCACCGACGAUAGAAGCCGGCUCGUCGAGCGAUACGAGCGCGUGGCGUGCAGGCAUGCGAGACUGGCGGUGCGGCCGAUCUCGGCGUGUCUCUCUGUCGUCAUCGCCAGCUGUUCGAGGGUGAGGCAACGCGGUUUCCGCUAGGGCGUCGCGUGCUCGACGGGCGCGUAGUCGGGGCGAGCGCCGCAGCAGCCAGACCCUCGUGCGUGGGCCCGCGUGUCGCGCGGGCGUCGGUUAUGACGGCGUCGUUGUCCGCGUGCUGCGAGCGGCCUCGACGAUGACGGACAACGCUCCCCCGUGCCCUCGCAAGGAUCCCGUGCGGCUGGGUCCAGUCCUGGAGGAGAGCGUCGCCUGCAGCUCAUCGGUGGUGCUGGCGCCGCCGUGCGACUCCGAGAACCGCCACCUGACCUGGCGCGAGCGAUGGGUGCCCUUCUUCCGCGGCUUGGGCCUCGAGUCCGUGCUGUUUCUCUACACCGUCACGUUCGCCAUGCGCUUCGUGGUCACCCAGCAGCUGUUCAUGGCCAAGGCGUGCCUGUCGGCCUACCCCGACGACGUGUGCGCCACGCUCAGCCAGCAGAACGCCACCGUGCGCGACGCGGUCACCCGCAACGCCAACGUGCACAACCUGCUGCUGGUGCUCGCCGAGUUCGUGCCCGCCGCGGUCGUGUCCGUGUUCCUCAGCUCGUGGUGUGACAAGCACGGCAACCGCAUCCCCUUGCUGCUCAACUUGUGCGGCGCGUUCGUCUUGGACGCCGGCACCAUCGUGACCGUGCUAGUCUUCUCGGCGCCGAUGUACGUGAACGUCAUCCUCGGGCUGGUGUGCGGCAUGACCGGUGGCCUGGUCUGCAUGACGGCCAUCGUCGAGAGCAACGCGUCGCGCUCCUCGCGCGAGGACAUGCGCGCCGUCAAGUUCCUCGUCGUCAUGAGCGCCCUGCUCGUCGGCGUCCAGUUGGGACAGGUGAUCUCGGGCGAACUGUUCAGCGCGGGCGGGUACCUGCCCGUGUACUGCGUCUCCGUCGGCAUAGUGUUGUGCAGCAUACUGGUGGUGCUAGUGUUCAACGCCGGCACCUCGUCGUCGACGUCUCGCCUUCGCGACAUGCUCAGGGACCUGCGGAUGCACAACUUCAAAGAGGGCUUCGACGCGGCCUUCGGCUGGAGACCGCACGGACUCAGGCACCGUCUCGUGCUGCUCGCCCUCUCCCUCGGCGUCAUACUCUUCAACGCUGAAACCGGCAAGAGCAUCUCGUUCUACUUCUCUCUGCGGCGCUUCCAUUGGAGCGUCGCCAUGUACUCCAACAUGGCGGCUGGCUUCGGGGCGCUGGACAUCGUGUGCUCGGGCCUCUUCAUCGGCAUCUGCAGCCGCGUGCUCAAGCUGCCCGACCUGGCGAUGGCCAUGGCCGGCAUCCUCUCCAUGACAGCUUUUCUCAUCAUCAAGGGCUUCUCGCGCGAGCCCUGGAUGUUCUACAUGGGCUGCGCUCUUGGUUCCCUGAGCAGCGUGACACCCGUGGCCAUCUUGUCCAACGUGUCAAAACUCAUCAGCAAGGACGAAGCCGGUGCGUACCCGCGACCAUUUUGGCUUCGGCCUGUAGUUUCCGAAGGCGUUCAGUUGACUUUCUAUCCUGGGAAGCUGCAACACCCGCUCUAA
Molecule: messenger RNA, 1821 nt
Organism: Dermacentor silvarum
Lineage: Eukaryota; Metazoa; Arthropoda; Arachnida; Ixodida; Ixodidae
Exons: 3
Coding region: 454-1821 (455 amino acids)
Biological process (GO): transmembrane transport
Cellular component (GO): membrane
Molecular function (GO): transmembrane transporter activity
Source: RefSeq, a predicted model, not a curated record